UCUUUUUCUUUUUCUUUUUCUUUUUUGUCUCCUAGCUGCCUAAAGAAGCCCUCUUUCUUUCUCUCUCUCUCUGCUCAAAUCGAAAUUAGGGUACGAAGUUGACGGCGAGAAGAUGAGUGCUUCAAGGUUCAUAAAGUGCGUCACCGUCGGUGACGGCGCCGUCGGCAAGACUUGUCUACUCAUCUCAUACACAAGCAACACUUUCCCCACUGAUUAUGUGCCAACUGUGUUUGAUAAUUUCAGUGCUAAUGUGAUUGUUGAUGGGAACACCAUCAACUUGGGAUUGUGGGACACUGCAGGACAAGAGGACUAUAAUAGACUAAGACCAUUGAGCUAUCGUGGUGCUGAUGUCUUCUUGCUCGCAUUCUCUCUCGUCAGCAAAGCUAGCUAUGAAAAUGUUGCUAAAAAGUGGGUUCCUGAACUCAGACAUUACGCUCCUGGUGUUCCAAUCAUCCUUGUUGGAACAAAGCUUGAUCUUCGAGAUGAUAAGCAGUACUUUGUUGAGCACCCUGGAGCUGUGCCUAUAUCUACUGCUCAGGGCGAAGAACUGAAGAAGCUUGUUGGAGCUUCUGCUUAUAUAGAAUCCAGUGCAAAGACCCAACAGGUACCUCAUAUCAAAUUCAUCAUCUUUUUAUACCUUUGUUUCAAAAUCUUGCUGACGAUACCUCAUUGGGUUAUACAGAAUGUAAAAGCCGUCUUUGAUGCGGCUAUUAAAGUAGUUCUCCAGCCACCUAAAAACAAGAAGAAAAAGAAGAGAAAGUCUCAGAAAGGAUGUUCUAUAUUGUGAUUCGCUAGAACAAGAAGAACCCAACAGUUAUAAAGUUAUAACUAAUCCUUGUUUUCCGAGAGUGCUACGGACCCAUUUUUUCUUAUUUCCAUGAAACAAGAAUCUGUUGUUUUGUAGUCUGAAUACUGACAUAUCAAAAGAAACUCAUUGGUCUUGUUUGAGGUUGUAUUCUUGUUUGCAUUAUGUAAAUAUAUGAUGAUACCACGUUUUGCUUUCGAUUCCA
This is a messenger RNA of Brassica oleracea var. oleracea, 1010 nucleotides long. RefSeq names its product rac-like GTP-binding protein ARAC3. The record is from RefSeq and is a predicted model, not a curated record. Gene Ontology annotation, molecular function: GTP binding; protein kinase binding; GTPase activity. The transcript is spliced from 6 exons. Gene Ontology annotation, biological process: small GTPase-mediated signal transduction; cortical cytoskeleton organization; regulation of actin cytoskeleton organization. The coding region runs from base 113 to 787 and encodes 224 amino acids. Lineage: Eukaryota; Viridiplantae; Streptophyta; Magnoliopsida; Brassicales; Brassicaceae. Gene Ontology annotation, cellular component: cytoskeleton; nucleus; cell cortex.